AUGGAUCACGACGAAGCGGUCGACGAAAACAAGUACACGCCAGUGGACGCAUAUGAUCCGGCCGACCCCCUCGGACUGUCAGGAUGUGCGUCAUCGUUGCGUUCCAUCAAGCGUCCGCGUGCCAACCCACCGUCAUCUCCGAAGCCGAACUCAGUGAAGGUGCCGAAAGUGGAAACGGUGAUUCAACGCUCAGACGCCGGCCAGUUCUCUGAGAAAAUGGAACGGCUGAUAACGCCACGUCUGCCGCCUCUACUCGCGUGCGAAUCCGCGCUGGAACAGCCGACAAAGUCAGUGAUCAAACUGGAGCCACCGGACGAAGAAGAUAGGGAUCCCGCGCUUCCACCACCGAUCCCGGUGGAGGUUGCCCCCGGAUGCGUCGUACAGGUGCCGUUUUACGCGGCACACAAAUCGCGCAAAUACAAAGCGCAAACGGAUAAUGGCCGUUACAAUAUCCGAUUCAAUCACGACGGGUCGGUGCGGUUUUGCCGAAAAGUCGAGCCGAAACAGCCGACAAACGAGCCAGUGGUCAAAUUGGAGCCGCCGGCAGAAGAAGCUACGUCACCUCCGCAGCCUCCACCCGCGUGCGGAUCCGCGCUGAAACAGCCGACAAACAACGAGCCAAUCAUCAAACUGAAGCCGCCGGCCGAAGAAGCUACGUCACCUCCGUCGCCUCCACCCGCGUGCGAACCCAUUCUGAAACAGUCAACAAACAACGAGCCAGUGGUCAAACUGGAGCCGCCGCCGGCCGAAGAAGCUGUGAAUCACCCGCUUCCACCACCGAUCCCGGUGGAGGUUGCCCCCGGAUGCGUUGUACAGGUGCCGCAUUUUGCGGCACACGUAUGGCGUAAAUGCAAAGCGCGGACGGAUAAUGGCCAUUACAUUAUCAAAUUCAAUCACACCGGACAAGUGCGGUUGUGCCGAAAAAUCGAGUCGCCAGCCGAAAGAGAAGCUUAUAUGAAUCCCGCGCUUUUAGCACCGAUCCCGAGCGCGGUUGCUCCCAGAUGCGUCGACAAAUUGAAGCGGUUGCUAACGCCACUUUCGCCGCCUCCACCCGCGUGCGGAUCCGCGCUGAAACAGCCGACAAACAAUGAGCCAGUAAUUAAACUGAAGCCACCGGCCGAAGAAGCUGUGAAUCCCGCGCUUCCACCACCGAUCCCGGUAUGGGUUGCCCCCGGAUGCGUUGUGCAGGUGCCGUUUUACGCGGCACACCAAUCGCGCAGAUACAGAGCGCAGACAGAACAUGGCCGUUACAUUAUCCGAUUCGAUCGCACCGGAAAAGUGCGGUUGUGCCGAAAAAUCGAGCCAAAACAGCCGACAAACAAGUCAGUAGUCAAACUGAAGCCACCGGCGAAAAAAGCUAUGAAUUACCCGCUUCCACCACCGAUUCCGGUGUGGGUUGCCCCCGGAUGCGUUGUACAGGUGCCGUUCUACGCGGCACACAAAUGGCGCAAAUACAAAGCGCGGACGGAACAUGGCCGUUACAAUAUCCGAUUCAAUCACGACGGGUCGGUGCGGUUCUGCCGAAAAAUCGAGCCAAAACAGCCGACAAACGAGCCUGCGGCCAAACUGGAGCCGCCGCCGGCCGAAGAAGCUAUGAAUCACCCGCUUCCACCACCGAUUCCGGUGGAGGUUGCUCCCGGAUGCGUUGUACAGGUGCCGCAUUUCGCGGCACACGUAUUACGCAACUACAGAGCGCGGACGGAUAGUGGCAGUUACAUUAUCCGAUUCAAUCACACCGGACAAGUGCGGUUGUGCCGAAAGCUGUAA
Molecule: messenger RNA, 1767 nt
Organism: Wasmannia auropunctata (little fire ant)
Lineage: Eukaryota; Metazoa; Arthropoda; Insecta; Hymenoptera; Formicidae
Product: caskin-1-like
Exons: 1
Coding region: 1-1767 (588 amino acids)
Source: RefSeq, a predicted model, not a curated record